UUUACUGUGCAUGCUGCCGCUCCUUCAAAUAUCACUCUUCGGUUGUUCUCCAAGAGACAACAUGGCGACAUCUCUCUCCUCCAUUAGAAUCUUCACUUUCUCUUCCCCUUCUAUUUUUCCUACACCUUCUCCAAAUAAUCAAUUCCUCGUCGAAUUCCCUCUCCGUUCCAACUUCUCCACCCUCACCCACCGCUCCCCCCACCUCCGUCCCAUCUGCGCCGUUUCCGCUCCCGAGAAAAUUGAAAAAUUGGGUGCUGAAAUUUCCUCAUUGACUCUGGAGGAAGCUCGCACUCUUGUCGACUAUCUACAGGAUAAGCUCGGAGUCUCCGCUGCCGCCUUUGCCCCUGCAGCAGCCGUGGUUGCUGCCCCGGGAGCUGGUGGCGAUGCCGGAGCAGCAGCGGUGGAGGAGAAAACGGAGUUCGAUGUUGUAAUUGAGGAGGUGCCGUCAAGUGCGAGAAUUGCAGUGAUUAAAGCGGUUAGGGCAUUGACGAGCUUAGCUUUGAAAGAGGCUAAAGAACUGAUUGAGGGUUUGCCUAAGAAGUUUAAAGAGGGGGUUUCGAAGGACGAGGCGGAGGACGCCAAGAAACAGCUGGAAGCAGCCGGAGCCAAGGUUAACAUUGUUUGAAACGAGAAUGGGAUUUGCAGGGAAGAAUUUAAUUUUGUGUUAUUCUUUCUGGGCAAAUUUGUUGUCUUUUUAUUUUUGUUACCUGAAAAUUAAAUUGAAUUCACCAAAUUGAAUGUGGAUUUUCAUUGUUUUAGGAUUGUA
Molecule: messenger RNA, 766 nt
Organism: Manihot esculenta (cassava)
Lineage: Eukaryota; Viridiplantae; Streptophyta; Magnoliopsida; Malpighiales; Euphorbiaceae
Product: 50S ribosomal protein L12-1, chloroplastic
Exons: 1
Coding region: 11-625 (204 amino acids)
Biological process (GO): translation
Cellular component (GO): ribosome
Molecular function (GO): structural constituent of ribosome
Source: RefSeq, a predicted model, not a curated record